This is a messenger RNA of Tuber melanosporum (Perigord truffle), 1089 nucleotides long. RefSeq lists its product as uncharacterized. The transcript has 3 exons. Lineage: Eukaryota; Fungi; Ascomycota; Pezizomycetes; Pezizales; Tuberaceae. Gene Ontology annotation, cellular component: mitochondrion. The coding region runs from base 1 to 1089 and encodes 362 amino acids. The record is from RefSeq and is a predicted model, not a curated record. Gene Ontology annotation, molecular function: GTP binding; GTPase activity.
AUGCAUGCUAGGCCCCUGUCUAUUCUGACAAAGCUCGCGCGGGGCCCCGGGCUACCGAGCACACAGGACUCUUCUUUUGUCCCUCGAAGAGAGUUCCCUUAUCCCUCAAACCUCAUCACGUCAUAUUUUCUUGGUCAUCACCGUGCAGGGCUGGAUAGAAUGAAGCAGCUUGUAUCUUCAGUGGAUUUGAUCAUUGAGUGUCGGGAUUACCGGGUUCCGCUAUCAUCCCGCAAUCCAAUGUUCGAAGAAGCCUUGCAGGAGAAGGAAAGGUUGAUAGUCUAUACCAAAAGAGACUUGGCGGCUGAGGAGUUGGACCUGAAGGUUUGCAAAAAGUUUCCCCUCACCGCUACCCCCAACCGUGGCCCUAUUCCCUGCCAACAUAUGCAUGUCUUGGUUCUCAAUGCCCCAUCCUCCCAAAAAUUGGUAGGUACAGCAACAGCAGCUGACAACACGAUUGGUUCAAGAAUGCUCGUAGUCGGAAUGCCAAAUGUGGGCAAAUCCACUCUGAUAAAUGCCAUGCGCCGAGUGGGCACAGGGAACUCAAAGAAAGCCGCCAUAACAGGUGGUCAGCCUGGAGUAACCAGGAAGAUCUCGAUGACAAUAAAGAUAUCGGAUGAUCCAUUGAUCUAUCUAAUAGACUCACCUGGUGUUUUUGUGCCAUACAUGCCGAAUCCACAAACGAUGUUAUCUCUAGCACUGGUAGGCUGUGUCAAAGACUCCCUCCUGAAUCCUACAGCCUUGGCCGAUUACCUCCUAUUCCAUCUCAACCUCCGAGACCCCUCGUUGUAUUCCGGAUACUGUCCUCCCACAAACGACAUAGUGGAGCUUCUGACCGCAACAGCCAAGGCAACGGGAAGACUUUUGAAGGGGGGAACCCCCGACUUUGACGCUACAGCAUACUGGCUAGUGCAACGGUACAGAGCCAGUGCCUUGGGCAAAUUUAUCCUCGAUGACGUUAGUGAGACGGCGUACCAGGCAUGGCUAGAUGCUGAGGAAAAACAAGGAGAGAGCAAGAAUGCCGCCCGAAAGAGGAUGAAGGAGGAGAGGAAACUUGCAAAGAUAAAAAAGCGGAGAGAUGCUGAAAUAUAG